CCAUAGACAUGAAUUAAGUUUCUCUAGAUGUUGAGGUGUUUUCAGAGGUUUAUGCUGCUGCCUUUCAAAAAAAAAAAAAAUCCCUGAUGUUGUGCCUGGGGUUCCUGGGGUCCUCUCCUCUGGAUACACCGAGAUGGCCUCGGCACAUGACAGAGCUGUUCUCCAGGCUAUAUUCAACCCCAACAGCCCUUUUGGAGACAUCCCUGGCCUGAACCAAGAGGAGGAAUUAACUGAUGACGACAGUGGCUUUGACACAGAGUUGCUGAAGCAAGUGAAAGAGUUGGAGAUGCAGGGUGUCUCAGCGGCAGAGGCUGGGGAUUUGCAAACUGCACUUCAACAGUUCAGCCAGGCAAUCCAGAUACUGCCUCAGCGAGCCUCAGCCUAUAACAACCGGGCACAGGCCCGGCGGCUCCAAGGGAACACAGCAGGUGCCCUUGAAGACCUGGAGCGUGCCAUCACUCUGAGCGGUGGCACUGGGCGAACUGCCUGCCAGGCACUGGUGCAAAGGGGCCUUUUACUCAGGCUGAAAUGCCAGGAUGAUGAAGCCAGAGCGGAUUUUGAGAAGGCAGCUGCGCUUGGUAGUGAAUUUGCCCGACAACAGGCUAUAGUACUUAAUCCGUAUGCCGCCCUGUGCAACCGAAUGCUGUCAGAGGUGAUCAACAAACUGCGCAAUCCUGAGGUGGCAGAGAUGCAAUAGUUAGAUAAUCUGAUGUAACAAAGCUUUUCCUUGCACACAUUUUCUGUUCUGAACUUUCAGUCAAUAAAAGAAAUGUUAUUUUAAUGUUA
Messenger RNA from Myripristis murdjan (pinecone soldierfish), 786 nucleotides. It is a transcript of the gene ttc36, whose product is annotated as tetratricopeptide repeat domain 36. Bases 134 to 697 code for a protein of 187 amino acids. Gene Ontology annotation, molecular function: protein binding. NCBI's taxonomy places the organism in Eukaryota, Metazoa, Chordata, Actinopteri, Holocentriformes, Holocentridae. The record is from RefSeq and is a predicted model, not a curated record. The transcript is spliced from 4 exons.